Blepharisma stoltei is the source of this 4274-nucleotide messenger RNA. NCBI's taxonomy places the organism in Eukaryota, Ciliophora, Heterotrichea, Heterotrichida, Blepharismidae. The record is from the annotation of a GenBank genome assembly.
AUGGACAACUUAAAAACGUCUGACGAUCUUACUGAUUCAUCUGUAAAUAAACCAAGACCCGUUCCUGCCCUUAAUCUUACGAACCUCCAAUCAGAUAGUACAAUUGAAAAUACUAAAUCUCACAUCGUUAACAUGUUUCUAGCAGGAGAUCUCCUAUCCCGCUUUCUCCCCGACGAUGAGCAUGUAAUUGAAGGAAUCCGUCUAAAACUAAACAAACUCUCUACAUUUUCUAGUGAUAAAUUAAUUUCCUUUAGUGAAGACCUUGACGAAGUAAUUUUAUCUUUUUCUGCCAAGAUGAAUCAGAUCCCUCCGGAUGAAAUUUUAUCCAAAGCAGCUCGCUUAAAGAACUCUUUACUGUCAAAAGAAGAACAAAAAUCAGGCAGAAGCAACACACCAAGAAUGGUUGAAGAGAUUUCUGUAAAGCAGUUUGGAACUAAACAGGAAGUAUCAAUUCACACCGAAAGUUUGGGGCAGAUGAUCGAAGAAGAACAGGCAAAGGCCCUGCCAGUUUUGUUUACAUUGACUAGAUAUUUUGGGAAUAAUGAGGAUCAGUUUGUGGCGUGGAAUUUGAAUGAGGAAAGUAUAAAGGUGAAUAAAUAUCCUUUGCAUAAAAGAGUUGAGCCAUAUAGCGAUUUAAGGUACAAACAAACUGCACAGGAACUUAAAUUGCUAACAAAUUUUGAUAACUCAAUUUGACUGUUGAGAAAGUCUUACGGAGAUCUAUGCAAUUUGGCAGGGAAAGAUGAACUGGAAAAUCCUGAAAAAGAAGAAUCGAUUGAAAAGAUUUUUAGAGAAAUGAGAAGGAAAACUGAAAUUUUGACAAAGCAGAAUUGCCCCAAUAUCAGUAUAUUAAAUGAUGAGAAUCGAGAAAGGAGUUGUGAGGAGAAAUUUACUCAGUUUCCAGAAUUAAAUAUAGAUUUUAGUUCAAAAAGUGAAAUUGAGUUCGAAUCUCCAAUUCAAGACCAAGAAAAUCGUCCAGAAAUUCCCUUGGAAGAAGAAAAAUCUAAAAUUUUCGAAAGUGACAUUAAAGCUAAACCGCCAAGAGCUCCUAGCCAUCCUGAAAAAGAUAGCAGCCCGAUCAAAGAAAACAAUGAGAAUAAAGAAUUAAAAGAUAAGUCUUCUGAAUCCAGUAUAAGCGACCUUGAUUCUCCAUUUAGUGAAUCUCAAGAUUUUUCUGAAAAAGAAUUAAAGCUAUCAAUUUUGGAAAGCGGGGAUGAAAGUGAUAGCAAGAGGAAAAUAAAAACAAAUAUAAUGAAAGUGACAUUGAAAAGGGUGAAGUCUCUGAGAUUGCCACUAAGUGGCAAAAAGAUUGAUGAAAAGUCAAAACUAUCAAUGAUCCCCGAUAUAUUGCAAGCUAAUAAUCAAAAACCAGUUCCUAGCUCAGAAAAAGGGUCAGGUAUUUCUGAAGAAGUUAAACAAACAGUAAAAAAAAAAUCAACACUUCCUCCAAAACCCAAAAUACGCAGCGCUCCAGGCACCCCACAACGAAAAAGAGUCCCUAAAUGAAAUAACCCACAAGCAGAAAAAAUAUUAGCUAAUCUUUUCAAAAAUAUCGAUCUAAACCUAAAUUCCGCAAAAGAUAAAGCAUUCCAGCUUAGUCUUAGUCUUAGUUAAAUUUAUAGAGUAGCUCCCGGCCAGGACCGAAGGUCCUUUUCUUCCGCCUUUUGGACGCCUCACUUGCUUUCCUUGCCCUGCUCUCAGUGUGCACCUAAGUGCCACAGGCUACCACUCAGCUCCUUCAGGUCAUGGGCUUGGUCAUGCUAUCCCGGAAGUAGGCGAACUGGGUCACCGUGCUUCACGUCGCCAGACUAGGGUUAGAGCUAAGGAUUAACUCCUUAGCUCUUGUCGGCUCCUGCCAUGCCCUCCAAAUUGGCACUAGCAGUCCCUAGAGGAAAAACCCUUUUUGCCCCGUGUCCUAUCGGGACGACCCUAGGAUCGUCGUUGCUGGACUAGGAGGGAAACCUAGCCGGACGCAAACUACCAGUACCCAUUCCAGACCCUUUCCCUGGGCGGAUUGGCUUCAGGCCGCAGCAAGGUCCCCAAUCUCGCCACAGUUCCGGGAGAGGACGGGUCGGUGUCGUCGCCAUUUUAUUUGUGUAAAGCAUUCCAGCUAUGAAAAUUCUCUAGACCCCAAAAAUCCACAAUCCCAUUUGCAAUAGUUGACGACUAUUCUCCAACAAAGUCAAUAUCAACCCCUAUAAAUGCAGGGAUGAUGAGAUUCAGUAUUCAGCUUUCCUCAAAGGAUUUUAAUUUAAUUAGUGAAGAGUGCAAAGCUCAAGCAAGACAAUCAAUUCUUGAAGAAAAAAUGAAAAUGCUAAAAAACAAUUUGAUUAUGGAUCAAUACUCAAAAGUUGAAACAAAAACAGCAAAAUUGAUGAAUUAUUCAAAUAUUUUUACAUUCUUAGAAGAAAUGAUGGAUAGCAAGUAUAAAACUGAUUUAAGAGACUUAAAAGAUAAAAGAAAGCCAAGAUCCAUGACAGAGUUUUUGAUGGAAUUUCUUAAUAGAAGAUUUGGAAUUGAGAAUCUUGCUAUGAAAACACUUUCUCAAAUUUUGCCAACUUUAAAGAAUUUGGUAGAUGAAAACCAUCCAUAUGCCUGCUUUUUCGCAAGAUUAUUACAAAUUUUCCAUCCUGACCCAGUUCCUUAUAAUUUAUAGACAUUUUUUUUGGCCAGGUGACGCCAAAACAAAAAGGCGUCGCCUGGAGGCCAUGGAGCUAGGAAGUGUAAGGGGGUGAGUUUUGCUAACAAAAUUGGGCCUUUCCCUAGGCCCUUGAGGUGUGCAGCAGCAAUUUUGGACGGACUUCACGGCGAGAAGGAAGUGAGGAUGCUUCGUGCGGAGCUUGGGGCGUGAAGAAGGCGCGGAACGUCAUCUCCAGAGCCAAUACCCUCUGGAGUAGAAACCCGUGGCCGCUAGGUCUGGAAGCUAAAGGAACCAGGGUCUCCCUUGUAGAUGGUGAUGUCACCAUUUUUGAGGACGUCACCAGAAAAGAUGGAAACAUAGUGAUGAGAAUUUAAUUUAGCUGGAAAUGAGUUGGCUUGUGCUGAGUGGAAGAUGCUUGGCGUGAUGCUGAUGUGCUGAUGGUGCUGAUGGUGCUGAUGGCGCUAAUGGCGCUGCUGGUGCUGAUGGUGCUGAUUUGGUGGUAACGUAGGGUAGGGAUAAACUAAACUCUUUAUUAUUAUUAUAAUUUAUCUCUCUAUAUUUAGUAAGAGCAAGAAUGGAAUUCCAUCCAUUGAUUGAGAAAGCUGAUAAACUAAAAGAAACAAUUGGCUUCAAUUUAAGUAAAGAAGCUCAACAGAAAAAUACCACACAUGGAAGAGCUCAGUUUGACUACGCAGGAACAGGCGGUGAAGCUAUGGUAAUAGAUGUAAUUAAGCACGCCUAUCUCCUUUUCGAAGAAGAUCCUGAAUCUGGCACAUUAUUUUUCGAAAAAAUUUGUCCAGAACGAGUGAAUUUCAACGAUUUCAUUGCUUUCCUCAUCUCUAACAAAAUGAGGAAAAAAGGCAAGAGACCUGAAGAACUAUUCCAUAAAUUAGACAAGGAACGAACCAACAGUAUUUCUGCCCAAAUCUUUAUAGAUGGUGCCAAGAACGACUUAGAGCUGUGAAUUUCUAAUGAGAACAUUCAAAAUUUUUUCCAACAGCUUGACAGUUCAGGCAAUGGAGAAGUGGAUUUAAAUGAAUUUACAGCAGUAAUUAAUAUUGAUAAAUACACAAAAUGCACCACACAUUUAGACUAUAUUGUAACCAAAGAAAAAUUUUUAAACGCGCUAAUUGAUGUUUACGAGUUUAGGCAGAUAAGAGACGGGGCAUUCUUAAGGCAAACUUUGAUGCAAAAUAGCUUGGUUUUGAUGGACUUUGAAACUUUUGCAGAAACCAUAAAGCUAAUUGAUAAUGAGGUUAGUCAAAGGAAAAUAGAAGAUCUGCACAGUGAAGCUUUAUCAGUAAGUGUAGAACCGCAUAUAGGUGUUGAUUCAGAUGCUUUUGUAAAAAUUGCGUUAAGGCAUGGGAUUGGGAAUUAUGGACUUGGAUCAUUUGCCAUUAGAGAGCUUUUAGAUGCCCUCAGAGAAAGGCAGUUCGUUGUAGAUAUUGCGUUGGAUAAAGGAGAGCCAGUCACAGUAAGAAAAGCUGAUGGCUCUGAUGUAAAGAGAAGCUUAGUAAGAAGCAGAUCUGUAUCUAAUAUUAGUAAAGAAAAAGAUCAAACACCCACUUCUAAAGGAAGCUCAAAUAUUCCAAGAUUUAUGAGGAAAAAUAGUAAUAAAAAUACUCUUGUGUAA